AUGGCUCAAACACAACUUGAAGGUGCCCAGCGCAUCGGCUCACGCUUUCCCAAACUCACAUUCAUCCUGGACCGAGGGAAACAGUUCGGACCCCGCGUCGGUAGGCUGUGCUUGACACGACCGUCCGAUAGUCCAUCCAACCACGUCAUCGACAUCCGAACACCUAAUUUUCUCAUCGGAACAUCUCGUGGUGCAGUUCCACAUUUCUCAAGGGACCAUGUUCAUUCAGCGAAAGGAAUCAGCUGGAUCAACGUAUCUUUUGAGUCUUUCCUCGAGCAAACACCCCCAGUACCCACUUAUCAGACAGGAUCGCAGCCACUACAUAAUUUCUUAGGAUUCGACAGCUCAAAACAUAUCGUUUCGCUUUCACUUCGAGAUCCUUUGGAUGCUCGAGAGAUGCCUCCAAAUGGAAAUUCGCAUGUUUCAGCUUCAUGCAUGCGUGGUGUGAGGAAGGUCACGCUCGCAGACUGGCGAUCUUAUGUUCUGACGAUGCAGCCUGAUAUUGCAUUUGCUCUCAGUGAUACGCCAUUUACUGUAGCCCCGCACUCGCAGAAGCGCCUGACUAAAAGCAUCGAGCGGAGCGCGGCUUGGCUCGCAGAUCUGUUGCGUCCUGUUGAAAACAUGAUGGAUGACUCAUUCUCGGAGUCAACUUCUGCUGCUUUGAAUGUCUUCGUACAUAUGGCUGGUGGUACUUCGACCUCCGCAAGGAGAGCCUUUUCGCACAGCCUCAUGGAGACUCUUUAUGGGCUGGAAGCAGACGCCGUGAAACCACUGCUAUGUUUGGAUGAAGGAGUAGCUGGAUAUGCAUUUGACCUAGCGGCUCUUCAUAACUCAGAAUUAUUAGCUCAAACGCCAACACCUAAUACGGCUGGUACACCUACAUCGCUCUCGUCCAGCAUGAUCGAACCUCUUUCUUUCCUCUCCCUGACCCCUACAUUGGAUGAGCUCCUUCGCGCAUCGUUAGAUUCCCUUCCAAUCGCAAAACCACGCCUUGUCACGGAUGUUCGAUCGCCUCAUGAAAUCCUGUGUUUGAUCAGAGAUAUUGGAGUCGACGUAUUCGAUGCGGGAUGGGCCGUAAAAGCAGCUGAUAUUGGGGUAGCUCUCGAUUUCAUCUUUCCAGUGCCUAGCGGGCACGACAGUGGUCCAAACCAUUGCAAACGCGACAUUGGUCACAACCUGUACGAUGCAAAGUAUGCUCACGACUUCGUCAGUUUGUCAGACGCCUUCCUCGCUGGCCACAAUGGAACAUCUUCGUCUAAAACUCCCGUAUGCCCCUGCGCUGCAUGCUCUCCAGUUGCCCCCACAUCUCCUAUUUACCAUAGCAAAGUUGACGUUCAGUCGCACCAAGCGCAAUCAGACGACGGCACGAGCCGCGAACAAUUCUUACCUCCUUUCACACGAGCCUACCUGCACCACCUUUUACACACCCAUGAGAUGUCUGCGCACACACUCCUUGUCGCACAUAACGUCGUCAUCCUUGAUGCCCUGCUUACUGGAGUGCGAACAAUUCUUUCGGGUCAUGCUGAUCAAAAUGAAGCAGAAGUCAUUUUUGCUCGAGAAGUUACAAGGUUUGAGGAGGUUUAUGAUGGAGCUAUGUCGGUACUCCAUACCGCUCGAGACAACUGGAAAGACGUGAAGUACGCACGGGGUAAAGGAAGAUUGUUGCGGGAGGCACAGAAAGAGAAGGAUGUUCGAUUAUAA
This is a messenger RNA of Suillus subaureus, 1701 nucleotides long. Its product is annotated as tRNA-guanine(15) transglycosylase-like protein. The record is from RefSeq and is a predicted model, not a curated record. Bases 1 to 1701 code for a protein of 566 amino acids. Lineage: Eukaryota; Fungi; Basidiomycota; Agaricomycetes; Boletales; Suillaceae. The transcript has 4 exons. Gene Ontology annotation, molecular function: pentosyltransferase activity.